CUCUGUUAUAUACACCGAGACAGCAGGGCUGGAGCUUAAGGAUCUUCUGUCAGCUCCCUCGACAUUGCAGACGCGGACCCCGAGGAGAAGAAGGAGGACUCCCUGCCUUGGGGUAGACACAAGAACAGAAGCGGAGACGCGACACGACAGUGGAUCAAUCUGAAUGCAGUUUCUCAAUUCUUCCAAAGCCCAGUUACCUUUCAAACGUGCAGGAUGAGGCCUUUGAUAGCCUUCUUGGUAUUUGUCAAUUGUCUUCCAGACACGAUUUGCAGGCCUCACCAACGAGUGAUUCGCUCUAGUAGCCAUGAAUCAAUUUACUUCGUGGGACAGCCAGAAUAUUUCAUACCAAUGAUGCCUUAUCCACAGCCCAGAUUUGACCAUGAAACACUCGGAGUCAACAUACUCCUGCCCAAAUUGCCUCUGUUUCCCAAACCAGCUCCGAUGCCACAACCUGCAAUGCCUUCGAAGCCACUGGCAUCGACAUCUACGCCGCCAAAAACAACAAAGAUCAAACCCCCUCUGACGUCCACGUCUAUGCCAACAUCUACUUCAAAAGUGGUGUCAACAUCAACUCUAAGUCGUGCCUUUUCACAAGUGCGUAGCUCAACAUAUUCGUCUUCAUCAGCUGUAACAACAUCGACAACAACUAAAACUACAACACCAGUGAAGACCACAACUUUAACUACAACCACAACGAGAACCACAACACCAACAACCGCUACAUCAAUAGCACAGACUACCAAAACAACCACUAAACCAAUUACACCAACUACAACACCAACUACAAAACCCACAACACCAACUACAACACCAACAACCACAACACCAACCACAACGUCAACCACAAGAUCAACUACAACUAUAACACCAACUACAACUACAACCACAACACCAACUACAACCACAACCACUACAACAACAACACCAACCACAACACCAACCACAACGUCAACUACAACAACAACCACUACAACAACAACCACCACUACACCGACUCCAUCUUCUGUUUCACAGACUGAUGUACCUACAACAGAAGAAUCUCCAAGAGGAGAUAACUUAGAAGCUGCAGCCUAA
This is a messenger RNA of Erpetoichthys calabaricus (reedfish), 1074 nucleotides long. Its product is annotated as salivary glue protein Sgs-3-like. Lineage: Eukaryota; Metazoa; Chordata; Cladistia; Polypteriformes; Polypteridae. The coding region runs from base 214 to 1074 and encodes 286 amino acids. The record is from RefSeq and is a predicted model, not a curated record. The transcript is spliced from 5 exons.